This is a messenger RNA of Mytilus californianus (California mussel), 2639 nucleotides long. RefSeq lists its product as uncharacterized. The record is from RefSeq and is a predicted model, not a curated record. The transcript has 3 exons. NCBI's taxonomy places the organism in Eukaryota, Metazoa, Mollusca, Bivalvia, Mytilida, Mytilidae. The coding region runs from base 194 to 763 and encodes 189 amino acids.
UGUAAAUAGCUAGGAUAAGAUGCAUGAAGAAACAUUAAUUGAUUUUACAGCAGGUUGAUUGUUAAGAUAACUUGCGAUUUUCUUAUUACGCGCGGUCUGUUUAUUCUGAGUAAUUUGAUAGUAUUUAACACACGUUCUCUAGGACGUGCAUUUAGGUUAAUGUUAUGAAUUGGCAAAACUAAAACUUUUCAAAAUGGCUGAUAACGAUUCCGAAGACGAUGAGAGAGGAAUUCUAUGUGCGAAUUAUGACACUAGUAGAAUGCCAGCGUGUGGAAAAUCUGGUGCCAAGUUUUGUAGUUUGGUAUAUAUUAUUUUGAAUAUUUUGACAUGUUCGCUGAUUGUACAUUUAGUUGGAUUUUCAACUGCCUACUGGUCCCACGGGGAGGAUUUCUAUCAUACAGGGCUGUGGCUGCUGUGUGGAAUAAACAAACACAAAUGUCAAUAUCUACCAUAUAAUGCAGCAUGGUUUGAAGCCACACAGGCGCUGGAAACAUUGGGUCUAUUCGCAGCUUUUCUUGCCUUAGUAUUUUUGGUGCUGUUUAUAUUCCACCCACAGUCAUCUUCUAACAAGGCGAUAUUUAUAAUUGGGAUGGUAUCUACAUUUGUCGCAGCUGGAUUUACGGUACUGGGAAUUGUGAUUUAUGGAGCUAAAAAUCGAGACUUAUCCUGGUCGUAUGGAUUAACAGUUAUAGCAGGUGCCAUGUAUACCGGAAGUGGUAUUCUGAUGGUGUUACAUUUAAAUUUAAAUUUACAACAGACGUAGCAGGUACCAUGCAUAACAGAAGUGGUAUACUCAUGGUGUUACUUUUAAAUCUAAACUUUCAACAGACGUAGCAGGUGCCAUGUAUACCAGAAGUGGUAUUCUCAUGGCUUUACAUUAAAAUUUAAAUUUACAACAAACGUAGUAGGUGCUAUGUAUACCGGAAGUGGUAUACUCAUGGUGUUACAUUUGAAUAUGAAGUUACAACAGACGUAGCAGUUCUCAUAUAUUCCGGAAGUGUUAUACUCAUUAUGUUUCAUCUAAAUAUGAAUUUACUACAGAAGGAUUUUUUUCUCUGACGGUAUAUUCAUUUUCUCCUUUUGCGAGUCCGCUUGUUUUGUUUUUGCAAUGUACCGAGCGAACAUGCUAUUUCUUUUUUGUACACAAGUAUUUCCUGCAAAUGGCUGCACUCAGUGUUGCAGAAUAUUCACUUUUUUAUCUUGUCCUGUUUAUUCAAUUUCAGUUCUUACCAUGCAAGAAUAUUCAUUUUCAAAAUCCUUCUGGCCUCCGCCAGACUACCAAACAUGUCAAAUGGUCGUCCUCAUACAAUAGAAAAGAAUUGAUUUUUCUUUCUUAUUCUUAUAUUUUCUUGUCCGAUGAUGUUGUUCGUGUAGGUGCUUACUGUGACGUUAACUUUGAAGUUACACCAAGGGGGAUUUGGAGGGGAUUUUGUAAAUGAAUAAAUAUCAUUGCCUGGUGAGAACUGAACACAAUCUUGUCCUAAAGAGGAUGAAAAUGAAUAUUCUGCAACACAAAAUGCAGGGAAUAUAUACGAUAUGACACAAAAUCAGUACGCGCACAUGAUAACACCGAAACAUAAGGAACUGCAUCUUUAUUGCUGUUCUUCAUCUAAAAUUAAUAGUGAGGCCAUAAACCCAUACAACCGUUUUUGUAGAAACUAUUUGUUCAAUUUGUUCAGUUAUCUUUUGAAUUAAAUACAAGAUGUUUCUAUGAGUUUGUCCGUCCCGAAGUUUUUUGCAAAAAAUUCAGAUCGAGUUGAGUUUUGUUCUGAUUAAGGUAUUUUUGUGAAAGUUGUGGCUUUUGAAGAAUACACUUUCUCCUGAAAAUAUCAGUUUCUGUACGUUUUUCUGUAAUGUUUGAAUCAAUUAAUUACGUAUUUGGUAUAUACUCGUAAAAUAAGCAAUUACAAAUAGAGUUUGAGUUUUGUUCCGGUUGAGCGAUUUUUACGGAAGUAGUGGUCCUUUGACAUUAAAAGUCUUUGAGCAUAUUAGAUUUCCCUCCUUCUUCUGCCAUGCCGGAAUCAAGUGAUUAGAUAUUUCAUGCCUAUGUUUUCAUCCGGUUGAGUACAUAUACACGUUCUGUUGAUACCCCAGAAUUCUUACAUAUCAAAGUAGAACGAGUUCAAGCGAGAGGGGGUGACACGUGCACGGGGUGCUCAUUUUUAAAACCCCGCCUUGUUUCUCAUUUUUUCCCAUUUUCCACUUUUUUCCUUCCUUUUCCCAGGUCCCACUUUUUUUACCGCCUAUAUCCCGCAUCCCAAAAGCGUGUAAUUCGCCUCAAGCGAUUACGUGCCAUGAAGUUUUGAAGUAAUUUAUACAGAAUUAUGUAAAAGAAAAAAAUAUUGCAGGAUAUUUGUAGAUAAAUUGGAUAAAAAAAAAUUUAGAUGUAACUUUUACUUAAUUUGAAUUAUGAACACGUGGAAUUAUUUUUAAUAUUGUAUAUAUAAAUAAGAAGAUGUUGUAUGAGUGCCAAUGAAACAAAUAUCCAUCCAAGUCACAAUGUGUAAAAAAGUAAACAAUUAUAGGUCAAAUAUGUUUACCUUGAUUUUGUGCCAACUCAUUGUUUUAGUGAUACACUGCUUUUUGGCUAACUUUUUGUUAUUUCUUUAUAAUUUCAUAUUAAAAUAGAAUUCAAAUAG